This is a messenger RNA of Ceraceosorus guamensis, 2122 nucleotides long. RefSeq names its product chaperonin GroL. NCBI's taxonomy places the organism in Eukaryota, Fungi, Basidiomycota, Exobasidiomycetes, Ceraceosorales, Ceraceosoraceae. The coding region runs from base 1 to 1701 and encodes 566 amino acids. Gene Ontology annotation, cellular component: mitochondrial matrix; mitochondrial inner membrane. The transcript has 5 exons. Gene Ontology annotation, biological process: protein import into mitochondrial intermembrane space; protein refolding; mitochondrial unfolded protein response. Gene Ontology annotation, molecular function: protein-folding chaperone binding; ATP-dependent protein folding chaperone; ATP binding. The record is from RefSeq and is a predicted model, not a curated record.
AUGUCGCUGCUCAGUGUUAACGCCACCUCUUCUGCCGCUCAGCACAAAGAGGUCAGAUUCUCGAACGAGACGAGAGCUUCGAUGCUCAAGGGUGUCAACUUGCUCGCCAACGCCGUCAGCGUCACCCUCGGUCCCAAGGGCCGUAACGUCAUCAUCGAGCAGGCCUUCGGUGGUCCCAAGAUCACAAAGGAUGGUGUCACGGUUGCCAAGGCCAUCUCCCUAGAGGACAAGUUCGAGAACUUGGGUGCUCGUCUCGUGCUGGACGUCGCAGAAAAGACAAACGAGCUUGCGGGAGAUGGAACGACGACUGCCACUGUGCUUGCUCGUGCCAUCUAUGCUGAAGGUGUCAAGAAUGUUGCUGCCGGAUGCAACCCCAUGGACCUCAGAAGAGGCACGCAGGCCGCCGUGGAGGCCGUCAUUGCUCACCUUGAAGCGAACAAGCGCGCUGUGACCACUAGCGAGGAGAUCGCGCAGGUCGCUACCAUCUCGGCGAACGGAGACCGCCACGUCGGGCAACUCUUGGCCACUGCGAUGGAGAAGGUGGGCAAGGAGGGCGUCAUCACUGUCCGCGAAGGAAAGACUCUGGAGGAUGAAAUCGAAAUCACAGAGGGUAUGCGCUUCGACCGAGGCUACAUCAGCCCUUACUUCAUCACCGACGUCAAGACGCAAAAGACCGAAUUUGACAGGCCGCUCGUCUUGCUUUCGGAGAAGAAGAUUAGCCUUCUCCAAGACAUUCUUCCUUCGCUCGAAGCUGCCGCGCAAGCGAGAAGGCCACUCUUGAUCAUCGCAGAGGACAUUGAUGGCGAGGCUCUUGCCGCAUGCAUUCUCAACAAGCUCCGUGGCCAGCUGCAAGUCUGCGCUGUCAAGGCGCCAGGAUUCGGUGACAACAGAAAGAGCAUUCUGGGCGACCUUAGCAUCCUCACAGGUGGUCAAGUCUUCUCUGACGAACUGGAGACGAAGCUGGACAGGUCCAGCAUCGAUAUGCUCGGCAGCACUGGUAGUGUGACCGUAACCAAGGAAGACACCAUCUUCUUGAAUGGUGAGGGCAACAAGCAGCAGAUCGAGGCUCGCUGCGAGCAGAUCCGAUCGGCCAUCAAUGACCCUUCUACUGGAGAGUAUGACCGAACCAAGUUGCAAGAGAGACUUGCCAAGCUGAGCGGAGGUGUGGCCGUAAUCAAGGUUGGAGGAAGCUCAGAGGUCGAGGUGGGAGAGAAGAAGGAUCGGUACGACGACGCGCUCAACGCUACUCGUGCGGCUGUCGAAGAGGGCAUCGUUCCGGGCGGAGGCAUCGCACUUUUGAAAGCAACGGCAGCUCUCGAAGCACUCAAGCCGGCCAACUUUGACCAGCAAUUGGGCGUAUCCAUCAUCCGAGCAGCUCUCACGCGUCCCACUCGACAGAUCGUGGAGAAUGCGGGCGAAGAAGGAUCGGUGGUCGUUGGACGUCUGUUGGAGAGCCCUGGAGACUUUUCGUACGGAUACGAUGCCAGCGUGGGAGAGUACAAGGAUAUGAUCGCUGCUGGCAUCUUGGAUCCUCUCAAGGUGGUCCGAACGGCUUUGCAGGAUGCUGCUGGUGUGUCUAGUCUGCUCUUCACCUCCGAAUGCGCCAUCGUCGAGGCGCCACAGAAGGAAAGUGCAGCCGGUGGCGGUAUGCCUGGAAUGGGAGGCAUGGGCGGUAUGGGAGGAAUGGGCGGUAUGAUGUAGAUGGGCUGUAUGCGGUUGCUAUGCAGAAAGCCUCCCACACUGCGCUUUUCCACCCUCGAAGCCUAGAUGCUCUGCUCUAGCAUCCUCUUUCGCAUUGCAGUCUUGUACGAUUUGAAGUUUUGGAAUCGACGCUGCAGAUCUGCCUUCCACCACUCACUCACGAAACAAAAAAGGCCAAAAUUCUUGAGCUAUAAAUACGAUCUUGUCACCCAUGCGAAGCACCCGUCGCUGUCAGACCAUGCGAGUUGUGUGCCGCGUGAGCAGACGAACGACCAAAGGCAGUCAACAUCGACUCAUCGACGCAUACUAGUCACAAGGGCUCAAAGGGUAUGAUUGAGACAAGGGUUCGUGGAUGCUACAGUAGGUAUGGGUGACGCAUUGUGGAGAAGGGGUAGACGAAAUUGCGACGUGUAGCAAACAC